ACACUAAUAAACACCCACACAACUACACAUCACCCCCACCCCAAUCCAAAACACCUCCAACUUAGGUUAACCCUCAUCACCCCCACCCCACCAAUCCCCCCAAAUGGGUGCCAACAGCGAUCACAACCACGACAACUCCGACGAGCAACAACGCCGCUCCGAGAUCUACACCUACGAAGCCCCAUGGCACAUCUACGCCAUGAACUGGAGCGUCCGCCGCGACAAAAAGUACCGUCUCGCCAUCGCUAGCCUCCUCGAACAAUACCCUAACCGGGUCGAAAUCGUCCAACUCGACGACUCCACCGGUGAGAUCCGACCCGACCCCUCCCUCUCCUUCGAACACCCAUACCCACCCACCAAAGUCAUCUUUAUACCCGACAAAGAAUGCCAGAAACCCGAUCUCCUUGCCACCUCAUCCGAUUUCCUCCGCAUUUGGCGAAUUAUUGAUGAUGACGAAACCCCUGCUGACGUGGAUAUUAUUCAUAAUUCAGGUUCUGUUAAUAAUAACAGUUCUGGCUCUCGUAGGGUGGAGAUGAAGAGUGUGCUGAAUAAUAAUCGAAACAGUGAGUUUUGCGGGCCGGUUACGUCGUUCGACUGGAACGAAGCGGAACCGAGGCGAAUCGGGACGUCAAGUAUCGACACGACAUGUACGAUUUGGGAUAUCGAAAGGGAAAUGGUGGAUACACAGCUCAUUGCUCAUGAUAAGGAGGUUUACGAUAUCGCGUGGGGCGGUGUGGGUGUGUUCGCAUCGGUUUCGGCUGAUGGGUCGGUGAGAGUGUUCGAUUUACGGGAUAAGGAGCAUUCGACGAUUAUUUACGAGAGUUCUGAGCCGGAUACGCCGUUGGUUCGGCUUGGGUGGAAUAAGCAGGAUCCGAGGUAUAUGGCGACGAUUAUAAUGGAUAGUGCGAAGGUGGUUGUGUUGGAUAUUCGGUUUCCAACGUUGCCGGUUGUGGAGCUGCAGAGGCAUCAGGCGAGUGUGAAUGCGAUUGCGUGGGCGCCGCAUAGUUCGUGUCAUAUUUGUACCGCGGGGGAUGAUUCGCAGGCGCUUAUUUGGGAUUUGAGUUCCAUGGGGCAGCCGGUUGAAGGGGGGUUGGAUCCGAUUUUGGCGUAUACUGCAGGUGCUGAGAUUGAACAGUUGCAGUGGUCGUCUUCGCAACCGGAUUGGGUUGCUAUUGCUUUUGCGUCGAAGCUGCAGAUUCUGAGGGUAUGAUUGUGUUAAAAUGUUGGUCUUUUUUGUAAUUGUGUUUGGUUGGUUGCAUUGAUUUUAGGUUGACUUGUAGCCUAUAUAGAUUUGGGAAUACACUGACAUUUGCAUUUGCAUCUGCUUCUUACCCAUUUAAAUGCUUUUAGUUUUUUGGUUGUGA
Messenger RNA from Helianthus annuus (common sunflower), 1364 nucleotides. Its product is annotated as WD repeat-containing protein LWD1. Gene Ontology annotation, molecular function: protein binding. The record is from RefSeq and is a predicted model, not a curated record. The coding region runs from base 104 to 1210 and encodes 368 amino acids. Lineage: Eukaryota; Viridiplantae; Streptophyta; Magnoliopsida; Asterales; Asteraceae. Gene Ontology annotation, cellular component: nucleus. The transcript has a single exon.